Helicoverpa armigera (cotton bollworm) is the source of this 3197-nucleotide messenger RNA. RefSeq lists its product as uncharacterized. Gene Ontology annotation, cellular component: nucleus. Bases 183 to 2351 code for a protein of 722 amino acids. Gene Ontology annotation, molecular function: sequence-specific DNA binding; zinc ion binding. The transcript has 12 exons. Lineage: Eukaryota; Metazoa; Arthropoda; Insecta; Lepidoptera; Noctuidae. The record is from RefSeq and is a predicted model, not a curated record.
GAACAGCACUGUAUUUUAGGUUCUAUAUUCAUACUGAAUACAUGUGGCAAUUAUUACUAUUUGAUCUUCACCUAUAUUUUCAAUGUCUCAUUUCGCCGUGUGGUGGCGUUGUAUACGCUUGAGACCGAGAAGUAGUGUCAAAAUUGUUAUCAUUUCCCGAGGAAUUAGUUUGUUUAUUUACAAUGCCAAGAUGUUCAGCAUCAAGUUGUCGCAAUAUGGGUUCACAUACAUUUCCAAAAGAUCCCAAAUUACGUAGAUUGUGGGAAAAGGCGACAAACAAGGAAAACUUUAAAGCGUCCAAGCAUUCGAGGUUAUGUUCUGCUCAUUUUACGGAAAGCGAUUAUAUUGAUGUGUGUUUAUCAACAGGUAUGACGCCUUUCCACAGGUAUUUAAAGAAAACAGCUGUCCCAUCGAUAUUUCCCUGCCCCUACCAGCGCAAGCCGAGAGAUACACCUACACCAAAAAAAUGCGUUGAGAGCGAAACGGCAGCUUCACCAACUGAGGGACCUGUUGAAGUGAAGGUAGAAGAGAAAGAGACCAGUUCUACAGAAAGCAGUCAAUCACUAGGAUUCAGAUCUAUGAGACUGAAGAACAGAAAAGCAUACUUGGCCAAGCGCAGAUGCUCAGUACCUCAGUGUAAUGCAAGACCUACAAGUGAGAUCUCCCUUCAUCCAUGCCCAAAUAACGCAGCAGUCCGGAAUGAGUGGGCUGAAGCUCUCAGGGUCAGCUACCAAUAUGUCAAGAACAUGGUGGCUUGCAGUUUACACUUCACGAAACUAGACUUUAUGUCCUCAAAUAAUGGGGAGCGAGUACUCAAAUACAAUGCGGUACCAUCAAGGAAUCUGCCGCAUCGAAAAAAAGUUGUGCCCAAACACAAACCCGUGGUGAAAAAGGAGAUUCCUUUGAAAACAUAUGAGGGGCCGAAGAAAAUGACUGAAUCUGUGGAAGAAACAAAAGAGGUUGUAUCAGGACAAGUGGUACGUGAAUGUCGCGCCUGUCUGCAAAAAUUGGACGAUAAAAAAAGCUGUUGUAAUGUUUUCCAACCCUGGGCUCCUCCCUGGGAGGGCAUGGAAGCCACCAUAGCUGAGGAUCUAGCUAAAUUAGCCAAUGUUGAGAUAUCGGAAACAGACAGACACUCAAAGAUUCUAUGUGCACCGUGCUAUCAGAAGUUACUGGAUGCUGCAACGUUUGCAUCCGAUGUGCGAAAGUGCGACCUACUGCUAAGAAUGAGGUUCACAGACGAUAUAGACAGGGAACGAGUCUGGCCAAAACCUAUACAAGUUGACAAAAACAUUAAUGGUUCCGUAUUUAAUACGACAAUGGAUAUAGAAAUUAAGCAGGAAGUGGUUUCCGAUGAAGAGUAUCCUCCCAAUGGACCUGAUAAUGUUUAUGUAGAUAAUGAAUUAGCGAAUUUGGAUAUUAAAAUUGAACCUGAAGAGUUUGUGGAGCCUCCACCAAUGAAUAUUACUAUUAAUGGUACAAUAUCAUUAGAUCCAUUGAAUUCUGAGAAUAAAGACUUGAAAAUUGCCACAGAACUAUUCCAGGACACACAAUUUUUGGAGACAGAAGUGAAACAGGAGCCUACGAGUGAGGGAGAACAAGAGUGUGAUCAAGCUCCCGACCUGUCACUUGAGUGUAUGCUGUGCACCAAGUCUUUCAAUAGUGUUACUGGACUCAAGGCUCACGUGAUAGCCCAACAUUCCUAUAAGACUGUGAAGAGAAAGUCGGACGGCAGCGUGUCGCCUGAGAAGAAACGCCAGGACAAACACCAGUGCAGGAUUUGUAGGCGGAAUUUCCUAACAUCAACGGACCUAAUGGUGCACGAGACUUGUCACAACAAGCAUGCUUGCUACAGCUGUCACAGCCAGUUCGAUACCUUCGAGCUGCUCACCAAGCAUCGCAAGCGGUGUAAGGCCAGCGCUGCCAACGCUGUGCAGAAGCUGAAGACCUUGGAUGAUGUUAAGAGACCACUGCCAGAAGAGAAAACCGAAUAUUUAGAAAUAGAAAUAACGAAACUGGAAUCUGAAGCAAUUAAGCCAGAGACGGAAGAUGUAGAAAUGAAGGAAUUGAACAGUGACCAUAAAGAAGAAACUACUGAACAAGAGAGCCCAGUAGAACAUGUUCAAGAAACUAGUGAAGUGAAUGAAGAACAGAGUGAUUUAAAAACUAUUAGUGAUAAUAAUAAUACCGAACUUAUUAGUGAUGUGAAAACUGUGGGAGAAAUUGAUGAAGAAUCUGAUGCCAAUAUGAAACUACAUUUAGAAAUCGUAUCAACGAAAGGCGGGGCUGAGGCCAGUUUGUGUGAUACUGAUAUGCAAGUGGAGACUUUGCAGAAUGAUGACUGUCUUUAGAAAUAUAUGAGUAGAGAAUACAAAAGAAGAAAGAAAGAAGAGGCAGUUUUAAUCGUCUUAUGCUCAUAAUUUGCCAUUAGAGACGAAUGGAAGUCCUUUGGAUAGAAAUGUCUAUAAAAAUGCUGGAUUUGAAAGUCUUCCUUCUUAUAUAUUAAAUGGAAUCGCAAUAAUUGUCCCACCUACACUGUAAACAUCAUAAUAUUUUAUUAAUUGAUCAAGAAGUUCUCAGAGGUGGAGUACCUCUGUCUAUUUAGGAAAACUGCCAUAAUAAUGGUUAAUAGUUACAGACAAAUAUACAAUGUCUUGUGAGACACGAUAUGCUUCAAAGCAUCACCCAAGAGGCGGAAAUCGUUUUAAAGUAAGAGACCCAGUCAGUGAGACAUAGCUACGCGAGGGGUGAUCAGAAAUCAGAUGCGAGUUGCCAUCGACUUUGGCGGGAACUGUACACUUUAGAUUAAUUCUAUGUUUGCAUGUAAACUUGCGAAAGCGGUUAUGGCAUUGGAAAGCAAAAACAAAUGUGCCUGCAUGAUGUAGUCAUUUCUGAACGAGGUUCUAUUGUGAUCAACAUUUAUUUUAAUUUGUAAAAUAAAAUGUAUGCCUGUUUUAUGAAACUUGUCAAUGUAAUACUGUUUUAGUAUCUACUAUUGUUUUAAAGCUUGGCCUAACUUAAUUGUCUAAUGACUAAAGGAUUUAAUUUUACUUGUUUGGCAUAUUUUUUACACUGACUCAGAUGUUAUCGAUAUUAUUGGUAUGAUGUAAAUAUUUUGUGAAACUUUUAGGUUAUGAUUAUUGUGAUGUAUGAAAUAAUGAUUUCCUGUAAAAUAUAUUGUUGCAUUUCGCAUAAGU